CAAUAACCCAAAAUCUUCCAGCCCGCCUCAGGGAUUACAGAACAAGUGAACGAUGGAAAAAAACCUUCGCCGACGCCCCUUCGCGCAGAAACGCAGUGUCGCAGCCCGCAGCCGCAGAAAGCUCUCUCGCGCACUGCUCCGAUGGUCCGACCUCCGUGCUCCAACGCUCCGUGACUCCCAGCGGCCGGAACCGUUCAGUUCGGCAGACGGCAGUCCACACUCCGCUAACACCAGACUCACAUCAUAAGGCCAAUAACUAGGGUCUAGGUCUACCUCCGCCUAGCUUCCUUUCUCGUCCUCUGUUACAAGUCUACAACACCCUUGAAACCCCCUCCUCUAUCGGGGAACCUCCGUCCAGUUACAUCAAUCGACGCCACACUCUUCCGCCGCCGCGACGCAGAGUAGGAAAUUUCGUAAAACUGGAAUGGUGUUCGGUCAGAUAGUGAUUGGUCCUCCCGGCUCCGGCAAAACCACAUACUGCAAUGGCAUGUCUCAGUUCCUACAGCUCAUUGGCCGGAAAGUUGCGGUGAUUAACUUAGAUCCUGCAAAUGACAAUUUACCCUAUGAAUGCGCUAUUAAUAUUGAAGAUCUCAUUAAACUGAGUGAUGUAAUGGUUGAGCAUUCUCUUGGUCCCAAUGGAGGUCUUGUAUAUUGCAUGGACUAUCUUGAGAAGAAUAUUGACUGGUUAGAGGCCAAGUUGAAACCCCUCCUAAAAGAUCACUACUUUCUCUUUGACUUUCCGGGACAGGUAGAGCUAUUUUUUCUACAUGAAAACGCCAAAACAGUGAUCAUGAAACUCAUCAAGAAGUUAAAUCUUAGGUUGACUGCAGUACAUUUAGUUGACUCGCAUCUUUGUAGUGAUCCUGGAAAGUAUGUGAGUGCAUUGUUGUUGUCAUUAUCAACCAUGCUACAUUUGGAAUUGCCACAUGUCAAUGUUCUUUCCAAGAUUGAUCUUAUUGAAAGCUACGGAAAGCUAGCCUAUAACCUGGAUUUCUAUACAGAUGUACAAGAUUUGUCAUACCUGCAGUAUCAUCUCGAUAAGGAUCCACGUUCUACCAAAUACAGAAAGCUUACAAAGGAGCUCUGUGAGGUGGUAGAAAAUUUUGGGCUUGUGAAUUUCACAACAUUAGAUAUUCAGGACAAGGUGAGUGUUGGGAACCUUGUUAAACUGAUUGACAAAAGCAAUGGCUACAUCUUUUCUGGCAUCGAUGCCACUGCUGUUGAGUUCAGCAAAAUUGCAGUUGGUCCAGUUGACUGGGAUUACUAUAGAGUCGCUGCAGUGCAAGAGAAAUACAUGAAGGACGAUGAAGACGAUUUUGACAAGGAUGGCUGAUUCAUCUACCUACUUGCCUGUUUGAACUUUUAUGCAUUUUUAGUUAUUCACAGUCUUAAAUUACAAUCAUAGAUGAUUUGAGGUGUAGAGGCUGUUCCGCUUUGAUUUACAUGAUCAUACUUUGACAUUUUUGUACCAUAGUUGUAUCAUUAUAGCAUUUCCAUUGAUGAUCUUCAAAAAUCAGUUCUCAGUGAUUCUUUUUU
This is a messenger RNA of Cuscuta europaea, 1536 nucleotides long. NCBI's taxonomy places the organism in Eukaryota, Viridiplantae, Streptophyta, Magnoliopsida, Solanales, Convolvulaceae. The record is from the annotation of a GenBank genome assembly.